Messenger RNA from Rhizopus microsporus ATCC 52813, 1503 nucleotides. RefSeq lists its product as uncharacterized. Gene Ontology annotation, molecular function: RNA polymerase II transcription regulatory region sequence-specific DNA binding; zinc ion binding; DNA-binding transcription factor activity, RNA polymerase II-specific. The coding region runs from base 184 to 1479 and encodes 431 amino acids. The transcript is spliced from 8 exons. Gene Ontology annotation, biological process: regulation of DNA-templated transcription. Gene Ontology annotation, cellular component: nucleus. The record is from RefSeq and is a predicted model, not a curated record. Lineage: Eukaryota; Fungi; Mucoromycota; Mucoromycetes; Mucorales; Rhizopodaceae.
ACAGUUUAAUCAUCUAUGCUUAAUAAAUAAUAAAUAAAAACGAUGAUUUGAUUGGAUCUAAAAAGAGACAGAAGAAGAGACAGAAGAGAGAGAGACACAGAAACAAAAUUUUAUAUCUCUUUCUCUCUUUUUAUACAUUUAAUAAAGAUCAUUAUUGAGUGAGACUUAUUGGCAUGACUGAAAAUGUCUGAUACAACACAACCAAGCAAUACUACGCCUACUGAUCAGCAAGAUCCAUCUGAAGAUAACUCAAAUAACCAAACACAAGAUAAUAAAAAGAAACCUCGCACUGGACCUAAAAGACGAAAAGUAACACAUGCUUGUGUUUACUGUAGACGUUCACACAUGACCUGUGAUGAAGGUCGCCCUUGUCAACGUUGCAUCAAGCGAAGUAUUGGACAUUUAUGCCAUGAUGAAGUAAAAACACCCAAUAACUCUGCUUCUUUACAACAACAACAGCAACAGCAACAGCAACAACAAUUAAACAACCCGAGAUCGGAUAUACCGGCUAGCCUGAACGGUAACUAUGCAUCAUUAUCUACUAUGGCUCAGGCAAACGUGCUGGGAUCUGGUAGUAACCUCGGAGGACUCCCGCUUCAGUUUUAUGGACAGAUGGGAGCUGGACAACUCACGUUUGCCAGUGAACAAAUGGGAAAUGAAAUAUCAGUGAUCAGUGAUUUUUUGGAUUCGUUAGGUGCAAACGGAGACGUUCAAGGAAUGUAUGCAGCCAGAAAUAACAACAACAACAGCAAUAGCAAUAAUAACAGUAACAAUAAUACCAACAAUAACAGUAACAACGCAGCAUCUAAUGCCACAGUCAAUAACACCGAACGCUUUUUCCUUACAGCAGCUGACCCGUCUGAUGGGAAACUAGAAGACAGGUUGACAGAGGUGAUCAAUGCAAAAUAUGAGGCUGGUUUUCUCAAGCCUUAUAAUUAUGUCAAUGGUUAUGCUAGACUUCAAAAAUAUAUGGAUAACAACAUGUCUGCCUCCAGUCGACAGCGUAUAUUGAAUGUCAUGGGAACAUUCCGUCCUGCAUUUAGAUCAGUUGCUCAGUCACUGACGGAUAUUGAUUUAAUACUGGUUGAAGAAGCAUUUGAACGAUUGCUUUUGGAUUAUGACCGAGUGUUUAGCUCGAUGGGUAUACCUGCAUGUCUUUGGCGUCGUACUGGUGAAAUAUAUAAGGGCAAUAAGGAAUUUGCCGCAUUGGUCAAUGUUCCUAUCGAGAAUUUAAGAGAAGGUAGACUAUGUAUUUAUGAAUUAAUGGCCGAAGAAUCAGCUGUGAAUUACUGGGAGAAAUAUGGAAAUAUUGCAUUUGAUCCUGGUCAAAAGGCUGUCUUAACAUCAUGCCUAUUAAAAAGCCCAGAUCCAGAAAAUACAAGUGUGAUUUCAUGCUGUUUUUCAUUUACGAUUCGUAGAGACAAAUAUAAUAUUCCAACUGUCAUCGUUGGAAACUUUUUACCGAUUCAAUUACAAUAACAAUAGUAGUAGUAGUAGUAGUAG